GUCAGCUCUGCGCCGUAUUCAUUACCUCGGACUCCGUGCUCGCCGAGCCAGCUCAAACUCUCCUCGUCCCAAGGCCAAGCCACACUGCCAAGUCUGCCAUUCAGACAGGAGCAGGAACCAGGAAUUUCUCCCCACCCCAGCAGGCAGCAGUAGGGCGGGCGACAAGCGGCUGAAGCGAGCGAGAUGGCCUGGGGAAGAGGCAGUGCGAGCGCGAGCCGCGCCAUGGCCGCCAUGGCGUUCGCCGUCGCCUGCUUCUGCUGCUCCGUCCUCGCCGCCGACGCGGGCGCCACCUACUACGUCGGGGACGGCAACGGCUGGUCCUUCGGCAGCCCCAGCUGGCCCAACGGCAAGCACUUCCACGCCGGCGACACCCUCGUGUUCAGGUACGUCCCCUGGAUCCACAACGUGGUGGCGGUGGACGAGGACGGGUACAACGGCUGCACGACGCCGCCGGGGUCGCGGACCUACACGUCGGGAAACGACCGCGUCACGCUCGCCAGAGGGGAAAACUUCUUCAUCUGCACCCGCUUCGGCCACUGCAACCUCGGCAUGAAGCUCGUCGUCUACGCCGCCUGAGCGCGCGGCGGCGGCCACGGUCGGGGCUCAAGCUGGGUGGUUUCUCGGUUCUACUAGGAGUACUUGGUGCGGCUCUGGCCGCGUGUGGAAUGACUGGAUGUGCUUUUGCUCAGUUGCACUUGAGUGAACUGCUUUGAUUUCUACUGCUACUGCUACUUCAUGUAAUCCAUUGUUAAUGGCAUAUUUUGCCUGGACAUUUGCUGUCCAUGAAAAAUCGUUUGACAUUUUCACCGAUGUACUAUUCGACAGCAAGCCACCACGCUUGACUUGUCGCCUUACUGCCGCGUGUUUAUCAGAAAGGGCAUUUCCUUU
Messenger RNA from Panicum virgatum (switchgrass), 888 nucleotides. RefSeq names its product basic blue protein-like. Gene Ontology annotation, molecular function: electron transfer activity. The record is from RefSeq and is a predicted model, not a curated record. Gene Ontology annotation, cellular component: plasma membrane. The transcript is spliced from 2 exons. Bases 184 to 576 code for a protein of 130 amino acids. Lineage: Eukaryota; Viridiplantae; Streptophyta; Magnoliopsida; Poales; Poaceae.